UACAGACAAGUAAAUUGUCGAAUUUUCGAGGCAAUCUGCCCCUUUAUCAAGACAAGUAAAUUACAUACGAUCACAUAUAGACACAGAACAUACUAUAUGCUUUAUAUUAGAUACUAAUAUGGAUAUUAUUGAAUUUUAACGAGGAUUUAGAUUCCAUUUACCUAUAACAUGCCUAAGGAGCGUGGACGAAGGGCCUCGAGAGGCAAUACAAGGUUGAGGAGAAGGUCAAGGCCACCUACCAGGGACGCUUUGCCUCGGGAACCGGAGGAGGUCCAACAGGAACCGGAAGACAUCCAACAGGAACCAGAAGAGGUACCAGAGGAGGACCACCAGGGGCUAGAACAGGAUUCAGCUAACUUUGGUAUGAACCAAUUAUUAGAUAUCCCUCCACCCCCAAUGGUCCCCAGUGUCAGUGAUCAGUUAGGGGAUCAUGUACAUGCUUCUGUUAAGGAAAAAAUUUGGAAAAAUGAAUAUUUGGACCUAGGGGUACUAUCAGAUUUAGACCCUGAGCUAGGUAUGAGACAAAAUGUAGUCUUCAUUAAUGGAUCAUUACAAUUGAGGGUAGCCCAGGCAAAAUCCAAAGUCAAUAAUAUUGAAGAAUGGACCAAUGCAUUUUUGAUAUACACUAGUAUCUAUUUGGUUAAAUGGCCAGAAAGGGCCCAGGAGUUGAUUAAGUAUAUGAGCACCGUGCGAUUUGCUGCCAAAAACUUCAAUGGCUUUGGGUGGAAAAAUUAUGAUGUACAAUUCAGACUACGCCAGGCUCGUAACCCACUAAGAACUUGGUCCAGCAUUGAUCAUGAGUUGUGGCAAAUGUUUGUGUCGGCCGCCUAUAGCACGGCUAGGUCUACUAGUAAUACAUCCAGUCCCGCACCUUCAAGUAAAUGCUAUGCUUUCAAUUACGAGGGUGUUUGUCAUCGUACACAGUGCUCUUACUCUCACACAUGCAUACGUUGCUCUGGAAAUCACGCAGCAGUUAGAUGUUGGGCUAGUAAUAAGGCAGGUCCAUCCCAGAACUUCCGUCCCCGUCAGAGCCAUAAUCCUCAGAUGUUACGGGGCACCAACCAGAAUAAUUUUCGCUUUCGUUCCCCCGGCAGUUACCAAAUGCGGCCCAGAACAUUCAACCAGAAAAAUAUGGGAGUUAGGCAAUUCCCCAAUUAG
Pecten maximus is the source of this 1158-nucleotide messenger RNA. RefSeq lists its product as uncharacterized. Lineage: Eukaryota; Metazoa; Mollusca; Bivalvia; Pectinida; Pectinidae. The record is from RefSeq and is a predicted model, not a curated record. The transcript has a single exon. The coding region runs from base 169 to 1158 and encodes 329 amino acids.